UCAGGCAACUGGCAAGUGCACAAAAAGCUAUAUUUUGAGAAUAAAACAAAAUAUGAAAAUUUAAACGUAAACAUUUUACUUCCUUGGUUCUUCUUAAGCUUCUAAUUUAUUAGUUGAUUUAAACUUUUCCUACAAUCCACACUGAUCAUAGCUGGCCUUUGAUCUUAUGUUAGUAUGGCUUCAGGAUCUAGAAGAGAUAAUAUUGUAAAUAGAUUAUCCAAUGUAAGGCUCGAAGAUGGAGCCGGUGGAGAUGAUCAUCCUCCUCAAAACAUGCUUCCAUCAAACCUGCAAGCUAGGCAGGGAAAUAUAGAGGAGGAAAUAAUACAUGUUUCUGAACCCACACCCUCAACUUCAUCCGCUAUCGAGAACCUACCAACACAUAACAGAGGCCGUCUUCACAAUUGGCAAGCCACUAAGACUACUGUCAAGGAACGCGUAUCCUUCUUAUUCAAUAACGAAAUACUUGCUGACGUCCACUUUAUUGUUGGUAAGGACGUAAACCAGCAAGUCAUUCCAGCACAUAAGUUUUUUCUUUCCGUAGGCAGCCCUGUAUUCGACGCCAUGUUUAACGGAGUACUGGCUACGAAGUCGGAUGAGGUGGAGUUGCCCGAUGUGGAACCAGCUGCUUUUUUGCAUUUGUUGAAAUUCUUGUACUCUGAUGAGGUCAGAAUUGGGCCGGAGAGUGUAAUGACGACUCUGUACACCGCUAAAAAGUAUGCAGUAGCAGCAUUAGAAGAACAUUGUGUAGAUUUUCUAAAAAGUAACCUCGGUACUGACAACGCUUUCUUGUUGCUGACACAAGCAAGGUUGUUUGAUGAGCCACAGCUGGCUACAUUGUGCUUGGAAAUGAUUGACAAGAACACCGCUGAUGCAUUCAAUGCCGAAGGGUUUACUGACAUAGAUCAGGAUACAUUAAAUGCAGUUCUAGAAAGGGAUACACUCCGCAUAAGAGAAGCAAAAAUUUUCUCAGCAGUCCUACGCUGGUCAGAAGCAGAGUGUAUUCGCAGGCAGUUACCAGUUACUCCUAAUAACCAAAGAGUGGUCCUUGGGCGUGCCUUCCAUGCAAUCCGAUUUCCACUCAUGUCUGUAGAAGAGUUUGCAAUGGGCCCAGCCCAGAGUGGCCUCCUAGACGAUAGAGAAAUUGUACAGUUGUUCCUGUAUUUCACUGUAAAUCCUAAACCAAAUGUUGGCUUCCUUGAUACUCCAAGGUGUUGUAUGACUGGUAAAGAGUUGACUGUGAUUCGCUUCUCUCAGACUGAGUCCAGGUGGGGCUACAGUGGAACCACAGAUAGAAUAAGAUUUACUGUAGACCAGAGGAUAUUUGUGGUUGGUUUUGGAUUGUAUGGAUCAUAUUUUGGACCUAGCGAGUAUGAAGUUCAUUUACAGAUAAUCCACCUGGCAACGAAGAAAGUGUGCGGCUCGAACACCACGACGUUCUGCUGCGACGGCUCGGACGACACCUUCCGCGCCAUGUUCAAGGAGCCCGUCGAGAUCCUGCCCAACACGUCUUACAUCGCGAGUGCCAAACUCAAGGGCACGGAUUCAUACUACGGCACCAAAGGUCUUCGCCGGGUGACCGUGGACUGCAACAACGGCGAGAAGGUGGUCUUCCAGUUCUCGUACGCUUCGGGGAACAACAACGGCACGUCGGUGGAAGAUGGCCAGAUCCCCGCCAUCAUAUUCUACAUUUAACACCGGGGCCCGGCGGCACUACUGUCCGACCUACUGCUGUGUGGGGACCUGCGGAACGUGUCCCUAGUGGUGGACGAGUGCAGCCCGCUCCGUCUGUAGUGUUGUGAUACGACGAUAGUGUUGUGAUCAGCUCAGGCUGGACUCGGUGUAAUAUUGCAGAAACUUGACGGUGAAGAUACGUAUCGAUUAUUUUUUUGACGUCGUAGAUUAAAUUUGCUGUUACGCUGGAGCCAUUUUUACGGUAACCGCCAUCUCACAACGAGCCAAUAGAAAAGGCAUUUAUUUUCUCAAAAUUUAUUCCUUUAUUAUUCUUUUCGAUGCCAUUUCUAAUAUACUAGGUACUACUACCGCUUCGGAAACUAAUAGCGCUCUGAGAGAGAAGAAGCAGCGCAAGAAACUCUCCCAGCAUUAUCUAUAUGUGCUCUUAUUCUAUAAAAUAAUCAUUAUCUCUACUCUCUCUCUAUAAUCCCAAACUGUCCUAUCAUUUGGAUAUUCAGCUGUGGAGUAGUAGGAUUUACGACAGAGCCAUUUUUUUAUAAAACAUUUAAAUUUAUUUAUACAUAAUGCCUGAACAGUGGCUGGGACUUUAAUAAAGUGUAUAUAUUUACCCUUAAAGCUAUUAUGUAUCUUAUGAAGCCUACUAAAAUUACAAGCAAUCCCUCAUUUCUAGUGUUAUAUUAAUGAAAAUCACCAUUAACAGCAAAAACGUGACGAUUUUUGUAAACGUUUAUUAAAUUUUCAUAAAUGUACUGACAAUGAACAGUCAUAAUUGAGAGAAUAUGUCAGCAAAUAUCGAACGGCCUAUUUGACCGAGUUAAUAAGCGUUGGUGUUUAUCAUAACAUGGCCCCAGCAUUAGGAAUAUACAUGAACAUUUAUUAUAUAUAGCUAUUUAGACUCAUAAAAAUUUUGUAAAUUUGUAGUUAGUUAUGAGAAUGCCGGUCGUCUACCGCGGCCGACUUCAUUCAUGAUAUAUCUACAUUUAUUAUAAUGUCAUUGUACUGUACCCACUGACGUCUACUAUAUACCACUGGACUGGCGCCUGUCAAAGUGCUUUUGUGCCUGUUUGAUAUUCGCCAUUUUGGCGCUGUUUGCCAUGUAGCGAGAGUAUGCGGUACUAAAACUAGUGAUGACAAUCUCAACUAAACAAACAUCGAUAAAUAAAAAAAAAAAUGUGUACUUUAUUACCUUGAUUAACACGGAAAACGAACGAAAAUAAUUGAAAAUGCUAAAAUGCGUCAGAGUACGCUCAUUUGCAUUAUACGUCAAAAUUAGUUCUCUGGACGCUCGCGAGUGGCGCUUCAAAUAGGCACAAACAUUUUGCUGUCAAACAUAUGGAACAGCCUGUCCAGUGGUAUUUAUACAGGUCAGUGACUGAUUGACAAUCUACCUGCGACAAAAAAAUAAUAGCUUUAUGGAUCUGAUAGCUAAAAAAUAUUUUUUAAAUUUAAUUUAAUGGUUUUUGUCUAAAGUUGAUAAAUAACUGAAGAUAAAUAAACCAAGAUAAAAAUGUUGGUCAAAACUAGUUAGCAGUGAUGUUUAAACCUAUUUCGCUACUGCAAAUCAAAGUUUACACUUUCAUCACUCUUAGCUAAUACAAAUUAUGAAUG
This is a messenger RNA of Leptidea sinapis, 3300 nucleotides long. Its product is annotated as BTB/POZ domain-containing protein 2-like. Gene Ontology annotation, molecular function: protein binding. The transcript is spliced from 4 exons. Gene Ontology annotation, biological process: neurogenesis. The coding region runs from base 175 to 1692 and encodes 505 amino acids. Gene Ontology annotation, cellular component: P-body; cytosol. The record is from RefSeq and is a predicted model, not a curated record. NCBI's taxonomy places the organism in Eukaryota, Metazoa, Arthropoda, Insecta, Lepidoptera, Pieridae.